Knipowitschia caucasica is the source of this 324-nucleotide messenger RNA. Lineage: Eukaryota; Metazoa; Chordata; Actinopteri; Gobiiformes; Gobiidae. The record is from the annotation of a GenBank genome assembly.
AUGGUCACAGAGGCCCGAUGGUGUCUGCAGAGGCCGAUGGUGUCUGCAGAGGCCGAUGGUGUCUGCAGAGGCCGAUGGUGUCUGCAGAGGCCGAUGGUGUCUGCAGUCCAUGGUCACAGAGGCCGAUGGUGUCUGCAGUCCAUGGUCACAGAGGCCGAUGGUGUCUGCAGUCCAUGGUCACAGAGGCCGAUGGUGUCUGCAGAGGCCGAUGGUGACUGCAGAGGCCGAUGGUGUCUGCAGUCCAUGGUCACAGAAGGUGAUGGUGUCUGCAGUCCAUGGUCACAGAAGGUGAUGGUGUCUGCAGUCCAUGGUCACAGAGGGUGA